Moneuplotes crassus is the source of this 1195-nucleotide messenger RNA. NCBI's taxonomy places the organism in Eukaryota, Ciliophora, Spirotrichea, Euplotida, Euplotidae. The record is from the annotation of a GenBank genome assembly.
AUGAAUGAACAAAUACCCAAAGAUCUCAUUAUUUAAUUGAACCAAACAAGCCUUUCAUUAAUCUCAGACAUGUAAGGGAUCUUAACACACUGGAAAACGAAGGAGCUCGACAAACAAUUCCCAAAAGGGUUUUCUGACUUUAUCAAAGGUAACUUUGCUUGAUUAACCUAUAGUUUCUCCGAAGAGUCAUAAAAUAAUUCAGCAUAAUUAGAAGUUAAACCUUGCCAAGAGCUCAAAGAAAGACAAAUCUUCAAAGAAUAAUGUAAGCAAACUGUUAAACCUCAAAUCUUUAAGACAAAAUAAUCCAGUGAUUAAACUAAAUUAUGAAGAGAAAUAAACCGAUUAAAAAAUUUAUGCAAGCAAAGUAGUCAAAAGCUUGUCUUUACUGUUAACAAGAGACCAGAUUCAUCAACAUUAUGUCCAUGGUAGUCGUUGUAUAGCCUUGUUGGUGUUUCAAGAGCCAGAUUUACCUAGAAAGAUACAAACUCAGUCUUUUUGUGAAGACAACUUUCAGCUUACUAAUUGACCCGAAAUCUGGUUAAAGCCUUUUGUACCUCAAUCUUCCAGGAAACUAAACUUAGAACAAAAGAGUAAGCUCAUCUCAAAAAAGUCUUCAGAUGGAAGCAAUGAGAUAGAAUAGUAUGUCUAAAAUUCCCAUCAUAAAUUUCAUAAAAUUUUGCAUUUUGGUCAAGAAAAAUUAGAGUAUUUUAUGAAGAAAUACAAACUUAGGAAGAGAAAAUGUUAAAAGAAAGAUAUCAUUUGCCUUUCUCCCAUUAUCGCAUCUUCAGAGCUUCUCAAUCUAAGAAGAAGUUAGUUCUGUCUUCAGUUUUUCUAAAUGAGCCAGCUUUUAAGUACUCCAGAGACACACAGAGACCGAAUAAUAGAGACAUUUACAUUAUGUCAAGGGAGAAAGGUGCCAGAUCUUAAUGGAAGAAACUUGAGCCAAAAUUGGAAACAGCCAGACAAAAUUUCAGAUUUUCCUUAAGAAUCUGAACAAAGAAAAAAUAUACCAAACUUUGAAAAUAUUGAAAGCCCAAUGGAUGGAACUGAUGCACUGUCUGAUAAUCGAAAUGUAAGCUAUUCUUAGAAAAAACUCUGUAUUUUCUCUAAUAUCUCUGUUAUCUCAACCAUGUCCCAAGAGGCCAUUCAUUUCACCCAAAUAUGCGCUCUUUACUACCUCUAAAACACUUACUCA